This is a messenger RNA of Drosophila busckii, 714 nucleotides long. RefSeq names its product adrenodoxin-like protein 1, mitochondrial (gene Fdx1). Gene Ontology annotation, cellular component: mitochondrion. Lineage: Eukaryota; Metazoa; Arthropoda; Insecta; Diptera; Drosophilidae. Gene Ontology annotation, molecular function: 2 iron, 2 sulfur cluster binding. The transcript has 3 exons. Gene Ontology annotation, biological process: positive regulation of oxidoreductase activity; P450-containing electron transport chain. The record is from RefSeq and is a predicted model, not a curated record. Bases 132 to 647 code for a protein of 171 amino acids.
UAACCAUAAAGCACAGUUAUUAUAGUAUUUGUGAUUGUUUUAUGAUUUUCUAUACAAGUAUGGUGAUUGAAUACGCUCAGGAUUAACAGCUGCUUAAAACUAUCGCUCACCUCUGAACAGUAACCUUAAAAAUGAUUUGUUUACUAUUGCGCCAGUCGCGUAAUUAUUCCUGUCGCUUUAUAUACAAGCCAGUUCUUAAAUCAUCAGUAUACAGAGUGAACAGAGCACUACACUCGACACCAUGGCUGCGGCAUGGCGAGUACGAAUGGCAAGAUCCGAAGUCACCAGAUGAAAUCGUAAAUAUAACCUACGUAGACAAGGACGGAAAGCGCUUCAAGGUACAGGGCAAGGUGGGUGAUAACGUGCUUUAUCUGGCGCACCGGCAUGGCAUUGAAAUGGAGGGCGCCUGUGAAGCAUCUCUGGCUUGUACCACCUGUCAUGUCUAUGUGCAGAAUAGGUAUCUGGAUAAGCUAAACGAGGCGGAUGAAAAGGAGGACGAUCUGCUGGACAUGGCGCCCUUCCUUCGUGAAAAUUCCCGCCUCGGCUGUCAAAUAAUGCUCGACAAAUCUAUGGAGGGCAUGGAGCUAGAGUUGCCCAAAGCUACGCGAAACUUUUACGUUGAUGGGCAUAAGCCCAAGCCCCACUAAAAGUACGCUUUAACAAUUAUUGUUUAUAAAUAAAAACAAAUAUAAUUUUAAUAGUUGAUUGUGUUCC